GGGAGCGAUUCCUCCUCCUCUCUCUUACUUUUGACCGUUUCUCGUUAUGUUUCAACCACUUCGUUCACACUUCCGCCCUGAAAAGGCACGAUGCCGUCUGACCGAUAAGAUUAGCAAAGAGGAGAGUGAUAACGGCCAGUUUGUGUUUGGGCAGUGCCAGUGUGGUGACUCUGCUAGUGUAGCUUAAAAACGUCAAAGCUUUACGACAGUGUGGAACUCCAGAAACGUGUUUGUUGAUGUGUGCCUAAGAUUCACAGCCUAUACAGUUGCUGCAUAUAUUUAACAACAAGCGCCCUGCUGUAAGGUAAUUGCGUACAAAACCUGCCACGAGAAUGUCCGGGCACUCGGGAUCUUCAAUAAAUCCAAUGGUUGCAGAAAAUUCUCCCUUGGCCACAGUCCCGGAGCUUGUCAAGCGCUUUUCGGUUUCCAAACUCUCCGAGAGGCCUGAAGACCCGCCAGUCCCUGGGAUGUCCUCGGAAACUCCUGCGCCCUCCGCAAAGAGCCAUCACCGGCCUUGGCAGGAUUCCCUCCACACGGUAUCCAAGGCCUUGAACUUUCUGCUGGCCACCGGGAUUCACUCCGACGUGACAUUUGUGGUUGGCAGGGAGGGUAAGCAAUUUAAGGUGCACCGCCUGAUACUGUCGAUGAGGAGCCCGGUCUUCGAAGACUUAUUGAUUGCCAAUCCGGCGGAUUCCAGCGGAGUGGUAGUUCUGAAUGAGGACUCGCCAGGUGCUUUCAAUUGGUUAUUAAAUCAUAUAUAUUCCGACAAAACUGACUUGGAUAGCAUUGAUAAUGCCCUCCUCGUUUUGGGGCUAGCAGACAAGUACAUGAUUGCCAGCGCGUACGACACAUCAAUAAGGUACCUACAAACUAUAGUGAAGCGGAACAACGUGUUGAAGAUUUACCAGCACCUGGUCCACCUCUUUUCGGACAACGACUCUCUCAGGGGCCUCUGCAGAAGGAUAUUCACUGACAAUGGCAACGCUGUUUUAAUUUCCUCGUCGCUACUUGACCUGACACCGGAGGCCAUGGCGCAGCUCUUGCAAGAGCCACUGAGAGUCACUUCAGAAACAGUUAUCCUCAAGGCUCUUGUGUCAUGGGGCCAGGCCCAGCUGAAACUGCAAGGAAAGCAACUCACUCCCUCCAAUCUCCGAGAGCAAGUCGAGCCCUUCCUCUCCGAAAUAAGAUUCCUAACGAUGACGUCAGAAGAGUUCGUGCAAAAUGUGGUGACGUCAGACAUCCUAACGCCGGAUGAAACUGUCUACGUGUUGAAGAAUAUUGCUAAGCCUGGCGAAGUAGCACCUGCCAGCAGGAUCAACACCAUCACGAUUAAUACAUCGAGGGUGAACAGGUCGUCUUUGAUAACGAAGGACCAGAUGCGUUCGUGCGUCUGCGAAGGAGUAAACAAAACUUGGCUUAGAGACUCCGAGUAUGAAUUUCAGUUCGUGGCCUCUGACAAUAUUGUUCUUUUAGCCGUCAAAGUCCAACUGGGAGGAGGGGCGGAGGACAUUCAGCUUGAUAUCCGGAAGGAGGACCCGAGAGCGAACGUCCUAGCAAGUGUCGAGACCGUCGGGAACAAUCUGGCUUUCAAGAAUCCUGUUCACCUGCGGGAAGGAAUCACAUACGUCUUUACGCUCAAGGUUAAGGAUCCACAGACGUCACUCUACGGAUGCAGGUAUUCCAAGCAGAUCUAUGAAGCGGAGGGUUUCGUCAUCACUUUGAGUUCCGGAGUAUUCAUACAAGCAGUCGUGUUCAUAUAGACAAAUAUCAUAAUAGACUAAAAUGAACCCAAACUACUUAACUUGGAAGCUUAGUCUUUCGAACCAAACGAAGUUUCUGAAGCUGCUGGAGUUUGUGUAAGUCUAGGAAUCUAAAAAGUAAUGUACAAAACAAAAAAAAUAACACCGUAAAAGGCUUUUUCACAAACUUUCACUUAAACCUUCUCUGUAUUCUACUCACAUAUAAACAGUAUGAAAAUACAAUGAAUAAAUAUGUGAAAAUUAGUUUCUUAUA
This is a messenger RNA of Macrobrachium nipponense, 2013 nucleotides long. RefSeq names its product BTB/POZ domain-containing protein 2-like. The transcript is spliced from 9 exons. NCBI's taxonomy places the organism in Eukaryota, Metazoa, Arthropoda, Malacostraca, Decapoda, Palaemonidae. Gene Ontology annotation, molecular function: protein binding. Gene Ontology annotation, cellular component: cytosol. The coding region runs from base 333 to 1760 and encodes 475 amino acids. The record is from RefSeq and is a predicted model, not a curated record. Gene Ontology annotation, biological process: neurogenesis.